CCGCCGCCCCGGGAAAUGGCCACGGAGCCGCCGCGGCGAGCGCCGCCGCCCGCGGCCGGGCGGCCCGAGAGCGGGCGCGGGCGCUGCGCGGGUGGCGGGCGCGGCGAGGCGGAGGAGGAGGCCGCGGCCCAGCCGGCGCUCGGCGCCGCCCCGGGCCCCGCGGCGGCGGCGGGCCGGCGGCGGGGGCUCAACGGCUGCGUCCCGCUGUCGCACCAGGUGGCCGGGCACAUGUACGGCAAGGAUAAAGGCGGUAUAUUGCAGCAUCCAGAUGGGACAGUCUUGAAGCAGUUGCAGCCACCACCCCGAGGUCCUCGGGAGCAGGAGUUCUACAACAAGGUUUAUGACUCUGACUGUUGUGACAGCAUUCUUCUGGAGCUGCGGGAAUAUCUGCCAAAAUACUUCGGUGUCUGGUCACCACCUACUGCACCAAAUGAUAUGUAUCUAAAACUGGAAGAUGUGACCCGUAAGUUUAAGAAGCCUUGUAUAAUGGAUGUAAAAAUAGGUCAGAAAAGUUACGAUCCGUAUGCUUCAGCUGAGAAGAUACAGCAACAGGUCAGCAAGUACCCACUAAUGGAGGAGAUCGGCUUUUUGGUGCUUGGCAUGAGGGUUUACCAUGUCUGUACUGACAGCUAUGAGACCCAAAACCAGCACUAUGGAAGGAGCUUGACAAAGGAAACAGUAAAAGAUGGCGUCUCAAAGUUUUUUCACAACGGGUACUGCCUGAGAAAAGAUGCUGUCGCUGCCAGCAUUCAGAAGAUCGAAAAAAUCCUGGAGUGGUUUGAGGGCCAGGAGCAACUCAACUUCUAUGCCAGCUCGUUGCUGUUUGUUUAUGAAGGUUCAUGUCAGGCAACCACUGUGCGGUUGAGCGAUGUCACUUUGGCAGAGAAGAGAGUAAUGCCCAAAGGACUGUUAUCAGGAGGAGACAUACUGGAGUAUAAUAAUAAUAUUCACGUAAUAAAUUCUACAGAGAAUGGAAAAAUAGAGGCCUCCGUAAGUAAAGGCUUGUCCAAAUUUUAUGCACUUCACAAAAAGGCAUAUUCAAAGCGGCACCACGGUCAGCUCUCACUCAAAGUUGAGAACUUGGAGCAAGGCAACGUGUGGAAAAGCAGCACUUGCAUUACCCAGGAGCAUCUAAAUGGAAAUGUUAUACCCCAACUGGAAAAAGUUUUCUGUCAUGUGCCAGCCGAGAUCAAGGAAAGCGCAAAUGUGGAAGUCCGAAUGAUAGAUUUUGCUCACGUGUUUCCUAGCAACACGAGGGAUGAGGGCUACAUUUAUGGUCUGAAGAAUUUAAUCACAGUACUUCAAAAUAUUUUGGAUAACUAAAUUCUUUGUUAUGGUUUUUACUGGGGGCCAAUGAUAAAGAAGAGCAACAACAUGAAGAAUUUCUGCACUUGUAAUGCUGUAUAACUGGGUUUGUAUUGUUCUACUAUAUUUUAUUUGUCUUUGUACUUUUGGUAGAAGGGUUUAACUUUUUAUAAUCUCACUCAGGAAAAUAAUUGAUAGUUAAUUAAGAAGUGUGAAAGGAUGAAGAUACUUGAGAUUAAGCAGGAUAGGUAAAUUGGUAGGGUGAAAUGUAUAUGGCUGGCUUAAAUCCAAGGAGUACAGUUAUACAAUAAGUAAGGGUAGUGUUAGUUCCCCAUAACUACUUUAGCUUUGAUAAUGUUUGCCCUCUUAGCCUUGACACUGAGCCAUAUCUCCAUUAACAGGCUAUUAGAAAAUGGACUGAAAAGGAGAAAGUGCAGCAUUGAUGUCCUCAGUACUGCCCUCUUGUGUUUACUAUGUUGAAUAACUGGAGUAACCCUACUUUGAGACAAAUCCUGUUUAGCUUCGGUAGUCUAACUUGGGAACCAGCGUAUCCAGAAGUGCUUCUCGAUGUAACAGGGUGAUACUGCUAUUCUUUUAAAACUGGUGGGCGCUUCCCCUCUUUCUGGUUGUCCAUAGCCAACGUCCAUCACAGACAAGCUACAAUGUAAUUUGUGUUGAGGUGCUAAGAAAAUGCUGGACAAAAUUACCAUAACAGGCUUAAACUGCACAAAUGCUAGAGAAACUCUGUAGUUUUCAAGAAAGAGUGUGUUAGGGGGAAUCAAAUACAAGGUAUUUCGGAAGCUAAUUUGGUUUAGGAGUUUAAGUCCAUCAGUUAAUGGGAUGGCUGAUAUUGUGACUAGGAAAAAUGCCUCAAUCCUUCUUUCUGACAGCUCUUGUCCAAAAAUUUACCUUUGGAAAGCAACUUUAAUGAAAAAGUGGAAACAAAGUGUUUUGAAUAAGCAUAUUGAGAUUUCCUUUAGCUGUUUGCUGCUUGUACUCUUGCAACAAAUGUUUCAGUCUUUCACUGCAGGGGAGCACCAACUGGAAGCAAUGAGCAAGAUGGUAAAGGACCCUUUACUGCUAAGGUCCACUUCAGCCCUGGAGCAACCAGAUGUACCUUCAGUUAUUUCAGUGGAGUUGUGGCUCUUUUCCCCAGGGCUAAAAUUGGCACAUUUUUUUUUACUGAUGCAUAGGCAAGCUAUGUAUUUUGAAAAUUGUCCCACCUCCUUAUUUCACUGGCAAAAUUAAGGCUUUCAUUAGGAUAUUUGAGUUUGGGAUGAUGUAUCCAAACCUUUUUUUGGUGUGCCUCUUGUGUAUCCUGUGUAUGUGACAGUCCUAACUUGCGUAUAUAGUCAGCGAUAUGAAAGUCACGACAAAAGUUUUGGCCUGCAAGGGGCAAGACUUUAAUGCUUUUGUUUUAUGCAAGCCUCACAAGUUUAGAAAAUAAAACCAAAAAACUUUGGAAUGGAUUUGGUCAUCGGAAACAUACAUCUUUUAAAUGUGGACUUAAUGUGGCAUUGUGGCCUUGCUGCUCUGUAUGAUCUGCACUAUGCACUCAUUUGUGUAUAUGUCUUUGCAAGUUCUCGAUUUGACAUGUUUUGUAUAUCAGAAAGAGAAACAAACAUGUUUUAAGUGAAGCUGUCUGAAAGUAUAGCUCCAUUUGAGAUCCUAGGUUAAUUGGGAAAAAACAAUAUUAUGUAUACAACUACGUUGUCUAAACUUUAGAGCUAAUAUUGGAUAAUACAUUCAAGAAUCAAAACAAUGUUUGCAAAACAAUAGUUUUUGAAGCAUGGAAAGAGAUGCUUGCAGUAGGGGCAAUAUCUUUUUGUUGAAAAUUUUAUGUGAAUUAUGGUGAAGGGGAAAAUGAGGACUUUUUUCCACCUGGUAUUUCUGUUGCAACCAUACAGUUACAACAUACCCACUAUAUUCCCAGCUGUCUGUGAACUAAUUUAAGCCAUAUUCGAAGAAAAGUUUGUGGUGUUUUUUUUGUUUGCUUUAACCCUGUUUUUUCCUGUUUUUGUUGUUCUAUUCUGUAAGCAGUCAACACUAGUGUAGUCUAGGCCAAUAAAGGCCUUGUAAUUAUAAAUUAACAAUAUUUUAUAGAAAAUACAGAGGAAAACAUUUAUACAUUUGAAUUUUUGUCCUCCGUAAUUCAUCUCUUCUGGAUUUUAAUCCAUUUUUGCUGGGGAAAUGAGAUAUCUGCCUCAAAGAAGUCAGUUUUUGGAAAAUGAUCUGUAUUCUCUUAGUAUAAGCGCAUUCUCCUGUCUCUGCUUUAAGAUAUAAAUGUCUUCAGUGUUUGAAUGCUCUUUAAGUAUUGAUUGUUGUGUUGACUGUGGCAGUGUUUGUAAUGCACCUGGAAUAUUGUUAAAUUGUCAGAAUAUUUUGAAUAAAAAAUAAAAUAAUUUUAUCAGCUUUUUUACCAGUAGUUAUUAUGGAUGUAUUUCUGUUAAUUUAAAAUGUAGCUUGAGAGAUGAUAUUUUUAAUUGGAAGUUGUGUAGUUAAAGCUUGUUGUAGCGGUGUUUUGGCAUAGUACUGACUGAACAGAAGCCUGCAAAGUUGUUAUGUUCACACUGUUCUUGUGCAUCUUUUUAGUGUCUUGUGUUUGAAAAGAUCAGAUUUUGUUAUAGUUGGAGAUGUAUUCACAGAAAUCACUGACCAGAUGACAGAAUUCAGUAGAAAAUGAAAAGGCAGGUGCUGGUUGCUAAGCUUGUGUAGUGUCAUUGAUUCCCUUCAUCUGCCAUUAAUGCUUUUUUUCUUCUCUGUACUCUGUUUGUAGGAAACACUCAGUAGAGGCAACAGGUACUGGGAAAUCUUCAUGCAAAUGGUAGCAAGGCCUAGAGGUAUUUCUGCCCAAUAAAACUAUAAAACAGGUCCCUUCUGCAGGCAGGGAUAACACCUGAUUGCUUUUAUUGAUGAAGCCUGUCUGUCCUAAUUUUGAGCAAUAAGAAUGUGAUUUAGCAAAAUCAAUUGUCAAAAGGGAAGAUUGACGGAAGCAUUGUUUUUAAUGUUAUUCUCUCAGAAUAUAGUUAGUUAUGCUAAAGACUUUCUAACUAGGUAAUUGUGCAAAUUGUGUAUAGGCUUACCUAAUGAGAGUUUGAAUUGUAUAAAGUUUUAUAAAAAGCAUUUACAUAUAUGGUAUUUUUGGAUAUUGGUGGAACUUGCCUAAAUAGCAUUGGAAGUUGUUAUACUGUUCUGAAAUGUUUAAAGUAUUUUAUCCAAAUCACUUUAUGAACUAAAACUGAGACUUUAAUUGUAAUUCACAUGAAACUUGUACUGGUUUCUAUUUUUUCUGCUGUAAUGCAUAGUCAGACUGUGCUUUUUCAUAACUCUAUAGAUUCAUGUAGAACUUUUAAAGUACUCGGUAGAUUAGGAAAUCAGUAUUUCCUUUAUUUUUAAUUAACAGAGUGCAUACAUUACUGACAUACUUAAAUGCACAUUUUUUAAAGUAAUGUUAGUGUAUUAUACAUGUAAAGCUCCACUAAAAGAUUCUUUACCUGCAGAGCGCUCCUGCUGGUUUGAGUCUGGAUUGCAGUAUGUAAAAUUGGCCUCUUUAUGUGCAGCAGCAGUGGCAAAGAAAAGGCAUGGCCUACACUGGUCUGUGAGCAAGUGACUUUUUUUUUUUAACAGGUAAAACUUACAAAUCCUUGUAAUUGUUUUUUCAUUUCAUGAUGUGAAGUAUUAUCAAGUGUAGGAAGACAGUGGAAGACUAGAGGCUCCAUCCACAUCUGCUGUGUGAAGUAAUGAUUUGAGUAGUUGUUCACUUUUUCUUUUUUCAAGUAAGUUUUCCUCCUGAGUGCCUUCCUCAGCCCUUGCUUCGGUACCAGUGGUGACCUCGCAUAAGCAGCAGCUAAGACAUCAUCAUGGAAUGAUUUAAAAGGGGAUUCUGAUAUUCCUAAGAAUUCAUGUUCUAUGACAGCUCUUAAAGUGCAGGUAUUGAGAAACACGGUCAAAAUGUCUCAAAUAACAUGGGAGAUGCAAAUUCCUUUUGCAUUCUUUUUUUACCAUGAAAAAGCAGGAGCUGAAUUUUAGUAUUAAGCCUGUUUUGACUGGAGAUUAGAUCCUAGGUUUUAUGGAACUCGCUUAGGUGUGUUUUAAAGAGAAUAUUUGGGGGGCAAGGUGAGUGAUAGCCAAACCGAGCAUGUAGUUUUCCUUUUCUUUGUGCAAUUAGCAUUGAGGUUAGGUUUAAGAAGGCGGCAUGGCAGGAAACAGUGGAAGUUCAGAAGAAGCACUGAGUAGGACACCUGGUCAGUUCUGCAGUGCAAGUAAUUAUUGCAGAUAAUAUCCACAGGCCUUAAGUUUUCAAAUAUCUUGCAGUUAGGCUAACGCGGUUCAUGCGUAUUCAUUGAGUUAAAAACAGACUGUGGUCAGAUGUUACUUUUACUUUUUAAAGUGUGUUCCACCACAUAUCCACAGGCCAAAUCCUGCAUGUUUGCCAUCGUUCACGGCAAUCUGUAAGGGAAAGCUGUGCAGAACACUGACAUCCAAAGGACGACUGUAACAAUUCCAGCAGUGUUUGAAAGCGGGGUGGGGAGGGGGAAUAAAGGAGAAAAAAGUUAAGCAUUAUAUAGCAGAAAACACACUUCAAGAAAUACUUUUACUGUAACUUUGUUUAGUGGAGAUGAGCCCUGCCUAUUUGGAGUUUGACUUCUGUUGUUUGCUUUAUGAUAUUGGACAGAAGAUGCUUAUGCAGAACAAUGGUAAAUGGGAACAAAAGUACUUUAAAAACACCAUAGCUUGAAGUGUGCACAUUGGUUCAAACAGUUGUUAAAAAACAAAACGAAACUCAAGUGACCUAUGAAUCUCCAAACGUGUAUUGCACCUGACUAUAAAGGAAACUAGAGUGCACAAAGGCACUUUAAUACUCUGGGAACCCUACUGGAAGAUAAAGCAUGUGAAAUUGCACCUAAUGCUGUGUUAAUUGUUUUUAGAAUCUAAAAUUCUGCAUUUAUUAUGCUUGAUGGAUGAAUGUAUCUAGUCUGGUCUCAGUUUCUUUGGUUCAAGUGUCUAAAGCUGUCACUAAGUCUCCUCUAAUUUGUGUGUUUGACUGUAACUUCAUUUGUUUUUUUUGCCAUAAUUGGACUGCAGGGGGUAUUGUUAAUACAUUAUAUGUGUUUAUUUUAUAGAACAUUGUACUAUGCUAUCUACCAACUUUUGUAAAUUAAUUAUAAGUGAUAUUUAGGAUAACUCUAAUAGCUGUAUAUUUGGCAAAUUAUUAAAAUUUUCUGCAAGUGA
Dromaius novaehollandiae (emu) is the source of this 6537-nucleotide messenger RNA. It is a transcript of the gene IPMK, whose product is annotated as inositol polyphosphate multikinase. Gene Ontology annotation, cellular component: nucleus; cytoplasm. The transcript is spliced from 6 exons. Gene Ontology annotation, biological process: inositol phosphate biosynthetic process. Bases 16 to 1323 code for a protein of 435 amino acids. The record is from RefSeq and is a predicted model, not a curated record. NCBI's taxonomy places the organism in Eukaryota, Metazoa, Chordata, Aves, Casuariiformes, Dromaiidae. Gene Ontology annotation, molecular function: inositol-1,4,5-trisphosphate 3-kinase activity; inositol tetrakisphosphate kinase activity.